AUUAUCUUACCAUAAAAUUGAAGGGCAAGUCUGAGGUCUUAUUUCCUGGAGGGCGUUUUACGAAUUCCGGAGACCUACGCCUAGUGAGAUGCCAUUCCAAGAUCAAGUUCUUACGAGAUGUACUAUUUAUCAUUCAAAAACCAAAAGGGUGUAAUGUUGUAGCUCCAGGAAAGCACAUUUACUCAUUCACCUUUCGGAUCCCUCUCAAAGCAAUGCCAACGUCCUUUAAAGGUGACUUCGGUAAAAUCUGCUAUACUUUAGAGGCCACGUUGAGCAGAUCAAGGAGGAGGAACAGAAAAGCCUUGAUUGAAUUUCCCUUUAUCUCCAAAGUCAACCUGAAUAAAAACCCUCGCCUGAUGAUACCUCAGCGUGGGGCCACAGAAAAGAAGAUGUUUUUCUCAGGAAAAGUGGGAAUGACUGUUCAUAUCGAGCGACAGGGCUUCUACUUAGGAGAAGAAAUAAAGGUUGUGGCGUCCAUUGAGAAUAGAUCAUCUUGUGUGGUAAAGCCCAAGUAUACACUGUACCAGAAGCAGAGUUUCUUUGCCAGGGGCCGGAUGAAGGAGUCCAUUAAAAAUAUCCUGAAAGAUCUGGGCGAGCGCAUCCCUCCAUCUAAACGACAAACCGUCACUAAACUCAUUAAAAUCCCGCAGAACAUUUCCCCAUCCAUCAAAUGCAGAAACCUCCACUGCGAGUACAAGCUGAAGAUCUACCUUGAUGUACCAUACGCUUUAGACCCAGAAAUCACAUUGCCCUUGGUCCUCCUCCCGGCUGUUCAAAUGCGUGGACAGCAGCCCCCACCGCGCUCCUUGCACUGACUUCGGUUUUAAUUUGUUCGGGAACACAAACACAACGAUGCCAGCAGUUUGCUUGAACAUUUGAAGGUAAAGGGGACACCUGCCUUUCAACCUAUAAAAGCUGCGGUUUGGGUAACCUGAGAGAUGGGGAUGGAGAAAUGUUGGGUUGUUCUUGAGAAUACAACAAAUAAGUUGACGCUUUAAUAAUACUUUAUCACUUAAUAAUGUAAUCUAGUAGUAUUUGGUUUGAAUAGCAAUGUGUUUAAGUGAC
This is a messenger RNA of Esox lucius (northern pike), 1065 nucleotides long. Its product is annotated as arrestin domain-containing protein 3-like. Gene Ontology annotation, cellular component: plasma membrane; cytoplasm. The record is from RefSeq and is a predicted model, not a curated record. Gene Ontology annotation, biological process: protein transport. The transcript is spliced from 6 exons. The coding region runs from base 213 to 815 and encodes 200 amino acids. NCBI's taxonomy places the organism in Eukaryota, Metazoa, Chordata, Actinopteri, Esociformes, Esocidae.